Elaeis guineensis (African oil palm) is the source of this 720-nucleotide messenger RNA. RefSeq lists its product as uncharacterized. Lineage: Eukaryota; Viridiplantae; Streptophyta; Magnoliopsida; Arecales; Arecaceae. The record is from RefSeq and is a predicted model, not a curated record.
AUGUAUGAGCGGAUCAAGGUGAUCCGUCACCUGACACUGGCUCUUGACGGUGGGUACAACACUAACCCACUGUUCAGUGAUCGAAUAAUACAAAAGCCGCUCCUCCUAAACUUCAAAAUGCCACGGCUUGAGAGCUAUCAUGGGAUCACUGAUCCUGUGAACCAUCUGGAGAGUUUCAAGUCUCUGAUGCUCAUCCAUGGGGUAACCGAUGCUACUCUCUACCAUACCUUUUCAUCUACUUUGAAGGGUACAACCAAGUAUUGGUAUACCAGUUUGAAGCCUUGGAUGAUCCAUUCUUUUGAUCAGAUGAGCCAGCUAUUUGUUGGUCAUUUUGUGAGUAGUUGGAGACAGCAAAAAGAAUCAAACUCUCUAAUGAAUGUGAAGCAGAGAGAAGGAAAGUCCAUCAUAUCUUAUCUCGAUUGUUUUAAUACGGUCAUACUGGAAGUGCGCAACUUAGAUCAAUCAAUUACGAUGGCUGUCCUAAAGGAUGGAUUACUGAAGAACGAUCUUUAUUAUUCUUUAGAGAAGACCUAUGCUCGAGACUUUGCCGAUAUGCUGGCCCGAGUGGAGAAAUAUGCUAGGACAGAUGAGGCAUUCGAAGGUGAUCCCCAAGUGAUUCUUGUUGAAGAGAAGAGGGAAGAAAGGCUGGAGUGUCCCCCAAGGAGUCAGCAGCACCCUCAUUCUCCUCCUAGAUGUCGAAGAUCCCGAACUCCCCCAUGA